This is a messenger RNA of Misgurnus anguillicaudatus (oriental weatherfish), 1929 nucleotides long. RefSeq names its product transmembrane gamma-carboxyglutamic acid protein 3. Gene Ontology annotation, cellular component: extracellular region. The record is from RefSeq and is a predicted model, not a curated record. Lineage: Eukaryota; Metazoa; Chordata; Actinopteri; Cypriniformes; Cobitidae. Gene Ontology annotation, molecular function: calcium ion binding.
UCCCAUUGGUCGAUCGACAUGUCAGUCAAACUGCAUCUGUGACUCAUGUGAGCGUUCCCUUGUUGGAAACAGGGAUGAAAUGGACUAGCAACUGCAACAGCCUGGAAGGUCAAAAUACCUCAGCUUAAGGUCUCUAGUGGUAGCAUGGCAGCAGCAUUCCUUGAUGGGAAGAAUGCAAACUCUCUCCUCAAACGUUUUCCACGUGCCAAUGGCUUCUUGGAGGAGUUUCGGCAGGGCAACAUUGAGAGGGAGUGUGCUGAGGAGAGCUGCAGCUUUGAGGAGGCCAAUGAAGUGUUUGAAAACAAGGAGCGAACGAUGGAGUUCUGGAAGAAACGCACCGUCUACACAGUAAACAGCAAUGCUGAUUCGCGCUCAGAGCGGCCGGACACUGUCUACAUGGUAGUGCCACUGCUGGGCGUUGCUCUUCUCAUUAUCAUCGCGCUCUUCCUCAUCUGGCGUUGUCAGCUGCAGAAGGCCACGCGACGGCGUCCGGCUUACACCCAGAAUCGCUACUUGGCAAACCGGAACACCCGCAGCCUUCCACGCAUCCUGGUGCACCGCGACCCACCCUCGCAUUCAGAGAACUCGCAUGCCAACGAGAGGCCUAGCGUAGUGGUCAGUGGCGCGGAGAGGGGUGGAGCUCCCGUCACGACCCAAGACGCCCAUCAUCACACCCCGAACAAUCGCUCGCUGUACGUACAAGAUUCAUCUUUGUCCGUCGCGUCCCACUUGUCUGGGGCCACCCCACCACCUUCCUACGAGGAAGUUACCGGCCACCUAGAGAGCAGCAGCGACGAGACGUCCGCCCCCUACAGCGAUCCUCCGCCUAAAUACGAGGAGAUUGUUUUAGAAAAGUGAAAGAAUAGGGACACGCCACCAAACAUUAGGGAACAUUCGCACUAGUUCCCAAGCACUUAUCCUAACGUGGAUCUCACUCGGAGCAAAGCGUGCCAGUUUUCCGAGUCAUAAGCAGUUGCCUUGUGUUGUCGGUCGGUACUGCACUGGUAAACAUGGUCGUUUUAGAGUCAAUCACAUCCCCAAAGUUGCAUCUUCUUCUUUUUUUAUGCAAGGUGUCCUUUUUCGCACAAUAUCUUCAUUCCAUGCACCUUUUUACUUCUCUUUUUUAAGCUUUCACAGCACAAUGCAUGAUUCUCAGCUGCUACCUUUGGGAAAGAGAAAAGAGGGUCUAGAUGUUGCAAAAUAAUCGGGUAUCAAGCUUCAGAAUCUGCUAGCCAAAAAUGUGGGAAAACAGGUCGAUGUGCCAAAUCGAAAACUGGUAUAUCCUAUGAAUGAUCAGACGCGAUGUGAGACACUGUGGACGUUCUUCAUUAAUGUGUGGCCUGUCCUUUUCACAUCAUUUAUAGGCAUUGUCUGAUGGUUUCUUCAGCAACACAGAAAUGUAAACCCUGUGAAUUCUUAUACCAGCAGUAUCUCUGAUUCCUUAGGAUUAGUAAUACACUAUCGUGUAGAUUGUAACUAACUCUUGAGUAGAAACAACUAUCCGAAUCACACGACAGUAAGACCAUCUGAUAUUGUUUGCACUCUUAUGUAUGCACAAGCGUUUGCUUGUUUACAGACACGUACACAGAAAUUGUAUUAGAAUGUAAUGCGCUCAUAUAUAUCAAGCACAGAGGAUCACCUCUGAAAACAAACUCAUCGUAGGCCUUAGAUAAUGUACAAAUCAAUGGUCUGCUCGGCAGUUAGUAGCUGCUUGUGAAUCUACGGUUAGUUACCUCAAAUGCUGUGCUCACACAAUCACUCUUUCCCAAAACACAAAUGCACAAAAACCCGCGUCGAGGGCCCAAUCACGGAUAAUACGACAUUCCAGGCCUUCCGAUUCCUGUUGUUUUUUCCUCCCCCUUAUUCUCAGACUGUUUACAAGUGCUUAAGUUUGUAUAAAGUCUUGACAUCACUGGGUGCUAUACUGUA